GCCUCAUAACAUAUCGUCACGUCACGCGACAGAGCCCAGAAGCUGAGCAGAAAAGGGAAACAAAACAGAACACCAACAAACAACUCAACAAUUGCUCUUUUAUUUAAAAAAGGGCCAGCGGUCCGCUGACAUGUCCGUCGCUUUGCUAACCCUCCUCGCGGAUGACAUGGAGUCGGAGAGGUUAGUUCCGCUGCUCACGCGCGUUUUACCGUUAAUUCACCGAGGCAUCUCUUUGCUAACGUCACCGUGUCAUUAACGGUCAUAAAACGCAGGCUAUGACUUCCAUGUUUAACAUCCAGGAUGUUAAAGAGGAGGAAGACGGUUUUGCUGUUUAUCAACCUUCUCAAGCACACAAUGGAGGAUCUCCUGAGGCAUCAGAGGCCAAUAAAAGGACAUCUGCAGAAGUUGCUCCUGAAAUGCAUCAAUCCAGCAGUAGGAAGAGAGCCAGGGUCUGCUCUGAGGUGAUUCAGGGUUUGACGGAUGAUGGCCUUAAACCCAAGCCUCUUUGCCUCGACAUGGCUGGAGAAAAUGUGCAGAGCAUUCAAGAGAGAUCCAGGCUCUCCUACAGAAAGCCUCUUUUUAGCAUCUCUCACAGGAUUUCAGACAAGAGAAACACACCAAGCCUGGAUCAGCAGGCUAACCAAGGAAGCUUCAACAGCAUCCUUUCACCAAAGCUCCAGAGUCCAGAACUAAAUGGCCAGGCUGAGAUCUUCACCCCGCAAGACUCUUUGGAGCAGACCUCACCUGUAGAGUCCAGCCUUCACCCACUGAUUGAGAAAAUGUUUUUUAUCCUCAAUACUCUGAGCUCAAGCAUGACUCAACUGCACAGUAAAGUGGACUCACUGACCCUGGAGGUCAUGCGGAUAAAGAAGCAGCUCAAACCUGGAGAGAGGACGGCGGACUUCCACCCACCUGCAGAGUAUCUCCUAACGAACGAUGAACUCAAUCAGCUGACGGCGCACACAUCCAGCGCCGGUGAGCUGAGCUGCCAGCUGCUCGUCCACCUUUUCCCGGAGCUGUUCAAAGCCAAGGAUUGCCCCCACAAUUGCACGGCAGGCAAGAGGACGCUGGAAUCUCUGCACCUGGAGCUGAUCCGGAACUAUGUGGAGGUUUGCUACCCCUCGGUUAAAAACGACAGCGUUUGGCAGGAGGAGUGUCUCCAUCAGAUUAAUGACUUUUUUAAUCGCUUCUGGGCAAAGGGGGACACAGAGAACACUGAGCUCAUCAAGGAGGAGGAUCCGAUCUCUGAGGAUGGGCUUAAAGUGGACCAUCCUCAGACGUAUAGCUUCAUUAAAGAACAGGGUCAAGAGGAGAAUGUGUCCCUGGAUAACCAGCAGGGUUGUCUGCCCGUGUCCGAGCAUGGGUUAAAUAAUCAGGCUCCAGAGGAGCUGGAUGAUUUCUCCUCGGUUGAAGACCUAGUGAUUUUUCUCAUGCACCGCCUUUUCCCAGAGGUUUUUGAAGAGGGCAAAAUCCCCGAAGUCUCCAGCAGUUACAGUCAAGUGGGCCAGCUCAUUCUGGACUCCGACAAGAUGGAAAUCCUGAGGAAGUACAUGGAAGCUAAUUUUCCUGAUGUGCCUGAGGACAGCUGGCUCCAGCUGUGCAUACAGCACAUCGAAGACACACUGGAAGGACUGCACAGCAACGGGAGCGAAUCCGACAACGUCACCUACGAAGGCUACGACCUGGCCAGCUUUCAGGAAGAUGUCCAUGCCAUCAGGUUUCCAGAGGCCAGGGAAUACGAAAGACGUUGUCGCAAGUAUAAGAAGUCGCUGCUGCCACCUGUGGAUUUUGAAAAUCUGAAGAUUCCUCCACCGGACUUUAACGUUCCCCAGGAAUAUAUCUUAUCCAGGGAGCAGCUGAAGAGCAACUAUGAGUGUAGCUUGUCUAUUGGCAACUUUGCCUCCCGGCUUCUGGUUCUCAUAUUCCCGGAGCUUUUCACUCACGAGAACGCCAGGAAGCAGUACAACUACAGCGGUUCACUUGGAAAAAAGCAGCUGGACCCGAUCCGCGUGAAUCUUAUCCGGCAUUACGUGCAGCUGGUCUACCCUCGAGCCAGGAACGACAGAGUAUGGAUGCUGGAAUUUGUGGGGAAACUUGAUGAGAGGUGCAGGAGGCCCGACACGGAGCAGAGGAGAUCUUACCUGCAGCAGCGCAAAGUUACUGACCAAGAGCUGGAGCAGGAAUUCUUCUGCCGCAUAAACCACAAAACUCUGGACAACACAAGAGACGAUUCAGACUUUCCUUCUUUACCUCCAGAGAAAAGCAGCAAAGACUUCUGUAAGAUUCCCCUCGACCAACUUACCAUUUCCCAACCUGACUUCCCCGUACCCUCCGCCUACCUGCUAUCAGACUCCGAGGUUCGGGAAAUCGUCCAGCAGAGCCUUUCUGUUGGGAACUUUGCCGCCCGCCUGCUGGUGCGCCUCUUCCCGGAGCUGUUCACCCCUGAGAACCUGCGGCUCCAGUACAACCACUCGGGUGCCUGCAACAAGAAGCAGCUGGACCCGGUCCGGCUAAGGCUGAUCCGUCACUAUGUGGAGGCGGUGUACCCUGUGGAUAAGAUGGAGGAGGUGUGGCACUACGAAUGUGUGCCGAGCAUCGAUGAACGCUGCCGGCGGCCCAACCGCAAGAAGUGUGACAUUCUUAAAAAGGCCAAGAGGUCAAACACUGUGUCAUAGUCACAGUACUUUACAGUUUAGUCAACACGUUUGUCAUGAAAUGACUGCUCAGUAUAUAAGCUGAUACAACAUUCUUAUGUUUUAACCUUUGCCUGCAGCAGCAGCAGAUGUUUUAGUUGGAGUUUUCUAAAGUGUUGAACUGCUCUGCAAGCUGCCAUAGUUUGUCUUAUACAUUUGUUUCAUAAAUGUAGCCUUAAAACCACGUUAUAACCACAAUAGUAGCUACAGCAAAGAGCCGCACAGUUCCUCUAUUAACAGUAAUUACUAAUGUAGCAUCGUGCCGCCACAGUUUUAAUAAUAAAGUACUUACAAGUGGGUCCAUAAGUAUUUGUAGAAGAACAUCUUUAAUUAAGCCUCUUUUGUUCUGUUCACUACAAAAAUGGGUUUUAAAACGAUGUGAGGAAUUCAAUAUGCUGCAUCAGAGAAAAAAUUGGUCUAUGGCUGAUAUUUGGUUGGACCCACUUUGGCCUUCAGUCCUGAGAGGUUCUGCUCUACAUUUUUCGAUAUAAUCAAGCAGUCAUACGCCUAUCAGCUCUUGUUGGAUUUAUCUUGACAGCAGUUUAGCAGUAAAGUUGCUAGUUUAAUCUUAAAGCACGAGCCCUCAUGGUUCUAUCAUCAAAUUGCUGAUUUGGCAUCUAUUCCUUAAUAAUCUUAGAACCCAUCUCUGUGGUGUACAGAACCAAAGCUGCUGAUUUGUUGUCCUUGUUUGAAUAUUGAUAGACAUAUGACUGAAUAUUAAGCCUUCUUAUAGAAGACUGUUAUACUGGUGAUUUAACAUGACAAUGGGUCAUGGUACCUGUUUCUAAUAAAUACACACUUAUGAAAUGCA
Messenger RNA from Cyprinodon tularosa, 3504 nucleotides. RefSeq names its product BEN domain-containing protein 3-like. The transcript has 3 exons. Gene Ontology annotation, biological process: rDNA heterochromatin formation. NCBI's taxonomy places the organism in Eukaryota, Metazoa, Chordata, Actinopteri, Cyprinodontiformes, Cyprinodontidae. The coding region runs from base 276 to 2675 and encodes 799 amino acids. Gene Ontology annotation, cellular component: heterochromatin. The record is from RefSeq and is a predicted model, not a curated record. Gene Ontology annotation, molecular function: DNA binding.